AUGAGUUUGAUUGCGACGUGUCACCACUGCAGAGCGAAGUUACUCUACGAACCAACGAACACUUGGAUACUGAUUGAUCAUUUGCAGCAACAACACUCCUUACAGCCUCCCUCUCCGGUUGAAUCGAUAUCUUUUUCACCAAUCAUGUCGCUAAGGCAAAAGUUAAAAAACAAACUUCGAUCCUGCGCUGCUCCUGCGAAGGAAACGACGAAUCAGGCCAGCGUUGAAACGUCCACCGGAAGCAAAUUACGGACCGGAGCAAGCAGGAAAGUGGCAUACAAAACCACAGUUGCUGAAUGGUAUCCGGCGCAGUGUCGAGUGAAAUGUCCUAACUGUGGUGGCCACUUUUAUCCAACCAUUCGUCUCGUCACUAGCCGCAUCUCGCGGAGUGUCUGUGCCGCUUACUGUCUGCUGUUUUGUUGGCCAUUAUGCUUUCUGCCGUGCCUUUUCAAUCAGCCCGUUAAACCUCAUCUGCACUGUUCGAACUGCAGCGCGUUUCUCGGGUUGUACGAUGCUCGAUCCACGGGACGACGUGGUGGACGUCGGCAGCAGUAG
Anopheles aquasalis is the source of this 555-nucleotide messenger RNA. RefSeq lists its product as uncharacterized. The record is from RefSeq and is a predicted model, not a curated record. NCBI's taxonomy places the organism in Eukaryota, Metazoa, Arthropoda, Insecta, Diptera, Culicidae.